Molecule: messenger RNA, 3407 nt
Organism: Leptinotarsa decemlineata (Colorado potato beetle)
Lineage: Eukaryota; Metazoa; Arthropoda; Insecta; Coleoptera; Chrysomelidae
Product: nucleolar complex protein 4 homolog B
Biological process (GO): ribosome biogenesis
Cellular component (GO): Noc4p-Nop14p complex; small-subunit processome; nucleolus
Source: RefSeq, a predicted model, not a curated record
UUGGUUAUCCUGAAAAGUGUAAAUAUACAAGUGACAGAAAUUUAUUCUCUUAACCUCCUUCUCUGAAAGUCAACUUUCUUGUAGAGUAUUUUUGCUCUGAAAAUCGCAGAAAAUGUCUCUAGAGGAAAGACCGAUAAAAGUUUCAAAACAGUUGAAGAUGAAGGCCCAAGAAUUUUUGACCUCUAGAAACACGGAAAGUUUGAUAGAUAUCUUGAAUCACUUCAAGUCUGGAUACCAAGCACAAUGUUUAGUAACAUUGGAAAUGAUAUUCACAACUCUCCUCAAAGAAAAACAGAUGUUUAUAGAGAUUGUUCCGUUGAAACCCGUUGAAAAUACCAUAGAAAAUCAACGUAAGGAAUGGCUGAGAAAUGUUUAUGAGGAGUUUUUUACAGAAUGUUUGCAAUGUUGUGAACAUAAUUCUUACAAAAUUCAAACGCAAGGAUUGUGUACAGCUAUGAGUCUAAUAGCCUGGGAAGGAAAGUACCCCCUAGAACCCAAAGGAUCAUUGGAUAAUUAUGUUCCUUUAACAAAACUGAAAUAUGUUCUCAUGAGAAUUCUCUCCAAUAAACAAAAUAAUACACAUUUAAUUAGUAAAUACACUGAAUAUUUGCAGUUUGAUGAUAUAUUAUUUUUCACCUGGAAGAUUUUACCUUCACUUACUGCAAAGUGUAACCCAAACGAUGUUUACAUUAUGAAUUAUCUUCUUUUCUUGGAAAAGUUGCAGAUUUAUCCGAAUACUGAAACCAAAAUUUUGUGCGGUAUCGAGAACUGUGCUCCAUUCUUUACAUUUGAUGAAGCUUCAACAAGUAAGUGCUUAAACAAAGUUUGGCAUUGCGUAAUGCAUUGGGAGCAUACUCCGCAAACCCACAAACAAAUGCUGUUAGUCCUACUAGAAAGAGUUCUUGUUCAUCUAGAAAAGCCUCUUCUUCUCACUGAUUUUCUAAUGGAUUCCUUGGACGUUGGAGGACCUGUCAGCCUUCUUGCACUUCAGGGUAUCUUCACGAUGAUACAAACCCAUAAUUUAGAUUAUCCGAAUAUAUUCGCUAAACUGUAUUCAAUGUUUGAACCAGAAAUAUUUCACACGAAGUACAAAGCCAGACUGUUUCAUUUGUCUGACUUGUUUUUGAGUUCCACACAUUUGCCAGAAAACUUGGUAGCAGCAUUUGUUAAAAGGAUGGCGAGAUUGGCUUUGAUAGCACCAUCAGAGGAUAUAAUAAUCAUAUGUAACUUCAUUGGGAAUUUAAUAUUGAGACAUCCUGGUCUGAAAUGUUUAUUAAACAACACAGAAAGCAAUACAGCCAAUACUGAUACCUACGUAAUGGAAGAACGAGAUCCCUUGAAAUCCAACGCCAUCAGCAGUUCUCUUUGGGAAAUCAAAACUCUACAAAAUCAUGUUCAACCAAGUGUUGCAAACGCAGCGAAAUUCAUGAAUUCACCUUUACCCAGCAUAGAACGGGAUCUCUCCAAGAUUUUGGACAAUACUGGUGAUGAUAUAUUUGAUAAGGAAGUGAAAAAGUUCAGUAAGCUUAUAAUCCUGCAGUUCGAAAAACCUACAGCUGCUUCCUUUGGAAAAGGAGACAAGGUUAUGCAAUAUUGGGAUUUGUAAGAAGUAAUUGUUCUGCUUGAUGUGUUCAGUUGAAAUUAUUUACUGCCGGUGAAGUAAAUUACAUUGUGAUUAAAACCUAGACGCAGACAGGUGUGAGAAAUUGUAUUGAUGGUUACUUUAACAUUGCAGUUUAUCACAUGCGUACCCAAUCACAACACUUUUAUUUAUUGAGUAUUUUCGUUUAACAUCCAGCUUUUAUAGGCAGAUAUAUCGGUUUAGAGUAGAGUAACUCUACUGAAUACAUCAAACUGGUCUGUUGAGUUUUCCAUUGAUAUAUCUUUUCAUGAAAAGAAACAUUCUUUGAUUAAAUAUAAUCAAUUUUUAUUUUUUCCAUUUCCUAAUAGACGAGUGCAGCAAAAAGAUGUUUUGAAAGGUAUAUAUAUGUACCUAAUUAUAAUCUACUUAAUUAUGUAAAUUUGGGCAUCUUCUAUUUCAAUCAUGUUUUUUUUAUAUGAUAAUUCGACUGUUCAAACAUGAAUUAACCAAAAAUGGGUGCCACAGUCGUGUAACUCCAGUACACUGCCUCAUGUAUUGAAAGUAAGGGUGUGUUACUGGAAUGUUAAGGGUGGAGAUAAAUAUCUCACACCUGACAUCAAAAUAUUUGACAAAUCUUGGAUCCACGUUCUGUCAAAUCUAAUAAUGAAGAAAUUUUUUUUUCAUUAUUCUCAUAUAUUUCUAACAUAAAUCUGAAUAUAAUUUUUAUUUUAUGGGACUAAUUGAACAUUUUUGUGACUAGCUACAGAUAGAUAGGGAGCUAAAAGUUUUAUGAAUACUCAUAGUCACAGCGACUUAUUCUCAACUUAUUAGUGAAAUAUUACAAUCUAAUUGUUGAUAACUGUUAAUUGACAUAUUUUCAACUCCAUGUAGUAUCGAAAGUAUUCUGAUAAUAGUUUGUUACAUUCUACCAUUUUUCAUAUUAUUAUUCAAAAUGGGUGGCACAGAGAGCUAGUUGACAGAUGCCAUUUACCGUUUACAAGAAUAUAUAGUGAAAUCCUGCAAGCAUUAGCAAAUAUGUGUUUCUGCUGCCCCCUUCCCAAUAUGUCACUUCAUAAAGGGAGAAAUUAUUUGAGAAAAAAAGUAUUUGUGAACUUUCAAAGUUUUCCUAAAAACUUGCGAGUUACAUUGAAGGAAACUCACUCUUCCCAGUGAAUUAUGAAUAAUUUUGAAAUUCUAUUCAUAUCAUUUUGAACAAGAAAUAAAUAAAUACUUUCCAGAAAAUAAUAAAUUUCACACGUAACAUUUAAACGCGUCUUGAAAAACACACUGAUGUGAUGAAUAUUUCAUUAUGAAUGCAAAUAAAUGCCUUCAUUAAUGCAUCUCACUCUUCUUCCAUUGGUAUCUUCAUGAAAAGUUCAUGUUUGAAUUAACUCAAAUAUUUCCCAACAAAACUAUUAACAUACAAUCUGAAAUUAUCUUCCUAUUAAUUAUCUGUAAAAACUUUUCAAAAAGUUUCUAUCGCCAUUUGAAUGUCAGAUAUUCGUAUCUCCAUUUUUUAAAAAAGCGAUAACAGAUUUGAGAUCUAGGAGAAGAUGGAUGAAUGAUAUUUUGAAAAUACUUGUACUGAAAUAUUACGCUAGUUUGUUUGAAAUAUUGAAAAUAGGAUUCAGAAAUAUGAAAAAAAUUAAUGAGUCUAAAAAGUGAAAAUAUAAAAAACUAAUAUAUUAAGAAAACUAAUUUUUUUGACUUAAAAUGGAAAUGCCUCAAUAAUAUCGGUUGCUAAAAUGACAGUAAUGUGAAAGUGAAAAUAAAAAUUAGUUUGGACUUCCAUUGCCUAAUAUGAAAUAAUAUGAUUUGAAAUCCC